GACAAAGCGUCCUCUACUGCAUUCAUUCCAACCCAACAUGGAGAGCCUCAAGCCUUGCAAAGCUAAUUCCUUCCUCACUCUUCUCAUCUUCUUUUCUUCCACUCUUCUUUGUGUACAAGCAGUGGCUCCCUCAGGAACAAUUGAGAGGGCAGCAAGACAGCAACUUCUUGCGAGCAUUCCUCCGGUUCAUGAAGCAACUCCAACCAGCUCUGGUUCAUCUCAGCUGUUCCUUACUUCCCCGUCGGGCAAAUACUCUGCCUUCCUACUACGUCGUGAGACUUCUUUCGGUGCUGGAGGUUUUGGAAAUGACUUCUGCUACAUCCAAGUCCAAGAUGAAUCCGGCCAGAGCGUCUGGGAAUCGGAGUGUGCUUCUGUGAGCAAUGUCAACUCGUGCACUCUGGUUUUCUCUGAUGCGGGUUUGGAGAUCUUUGACGGCAGCCGUUCUUCAUGGGAUACUAACGCUGAUGGGGAGCAGUUGGAGACACUGGAGAUGCUGGACAAAGGUGACAUGCAGAUAAGGGACAAAGACGGGAAUCUCAUAUGGAAGGCUAGCGAUAACCCAAUCUCUAAUCAAAACUGUGGAUCUAUAGGUGCUCCUGGAUUGGCUCCUGCUCUGCCUCCUUUCGCUAAGCCCAUAUCUAAUGGCAAUCUUCCUUUCGGUCAGUCUGCGAACAACCAAGGACAGAACUCUCAAUUGGGUGACCAACAACAACUGGGUGACUCUCGACAGAAUAUUAACCAACCUUUCUCGGGCCUUAACCAGCUCGGCUCUCCUCUUGGCCAAACUUUUGGGGUUAACCAGCAGCAGCCCCUUAUAGACAACACUCCUUUCAAUAGCGCUUCUUCAAGGGAAGCACCACUCAAGUUUGGGGUUGCUUUGGUUACUAUGAUUACUAUUCUGACUUAUUUCGGAUUCCUCCUCUGAGUUAUCUUAGUGUGACGGAUGACAGUCAAUUGUGCAUGACCGCUUAUAGCUAUGCUGUAAUCAAACCCCUCCCCACCUCUUGUGUUCCUCUGUUUUCUAUUAAAAAAUAGUAUGAAAUUUGUUGUGAAUUGGAAUGAUGAAAUGGAAAUGUAUUAGUAUUUAUUAUUAU
Molecule: messenger RNA, 1094 nt
Organism: Nelumbo nucifera (sacred lotus)
Lineage: Eukaryota; Viridiplantae; Streptophyta; Magnoliopsida; Proteales; Nelumbonaceae
Source: RefSeq, a predicted model, not a curated record